AUGACCAGUGGGAGGCACUGCUGGGUGUCAAAGGCGGCGGCCGAUUUGCUGGCCUACUGUGAGGCGCACGCCAAAGAGGACCCGCUGGUGACCCCGGUGCCCUCCUCGGAGAACCCCUUCCGUGAAAAGCGGCUCUUCUGCAUUGUGCUGUGAGCCCUGCGGCCAGUGACUCAGCGCACCCCCUCCCCUCAGGUGCCGCUCCAGAGCGGCACCGCUAGCUUUAGCGUAGGGGAGCGGAGAGUGGGUCAGAGACCGGCCGGGGGGAGACACUGGGGCUGCACACUCCA
This is a messenger RNA of Chelonoidis abingdonii (Abingdon island giant tortoise), 287 nucleotides long. The record is from RefSeq and is a predicted model, not a curated record. NCBI's taxonomy places the organism in Eukaryota, Metazoa, Chordata, Testudines, Testudinidae.